Messenger RNA from Caenorhabditis remanei, 1626 nucleotides. RefSeq lists its product as uncharacterized. Gene Ontology annotation, biological process: proteolysis. The record is from RefSeq and is a predicted model, not a curated record. Gene Ontology annotation, molecular function: serine-type exopeptidase activity; dipeptidyl-peptidase activity. NCBI's taxonomy places the organism in Eukaryota, Metazoa, Nematoda, Chromadorea, Rhabditida, Rhabditidae. The transcript is spliced from 10 exons. The coding region runs from base 1 to 1626 and encodes 541 amino acids.
AUGUUGCUGGCAUUUCUACUAUUAUUGGUGCCUUUGGUAGUAGAAUCGAAGCUGCCACCAUUUUUCUUGGGUAAAAUUAAUGGGCAGACUCUUUUGAAUCAUCACUUAAACCAACUAACUGUCACUAGCAAUGCUGGAGUUCUGGACCAGUACCCAUGGUUGCAAGUCAAAAACUUCACCCAAAAAUUAGAUCAUUUUGACCCAUAUAACACCAAAACAUGGAACCAGAAGUACUUCUACAACCCGAAAUUCUCGAGAAAUAACUCUAUCAUCUUCUUGAUGAUUGGAGGAGAAGGUCCAGAGAACGGAAAGUGGGCUGCUAACCCAGACGUACAGUAUCUUCAAUGGGCUGCCGAAUUUGGAGCUGACGUUUUUGAUUUGGAGCACAGAUUCUUUGGAGACAGUUGGCCAAUUCCAGACAUGACCACCAACUCCCUCCGCUACCUCACCACUCAACAAGCCCUCGCUGACUUGGCCUAUUUCAUCGAGUCCAUGAACCAACUGUACGGUUUCAAGAACCCACGAUGGGUUACUUUUGGAGGAAGUUAUCCAGGAUCGUUGUCUGCCUGGUUCAGACAAAAGUAUCCCCAAUUAACGGUUGGAUCAGUGGCUAGCAGUGCUCCAGUCAACUUGAAACUUGACUUUUACGAAUACGCCAUGGUCGUUGAGGAUGAUUUGAAACUCACCGAUGUUAACUGUGCCCCAGCUGUCAAAGACGCUUUCACCAAGAUUCAGAAGUUGUCACUCACGGCUGAAGGAAGAAACCAGUUGAAUGGUUAUUUCAAUCUUCAACCACCUUUCGAUGGAAAGACCACGAAACUUGAUAUCAACAACUUCUUUGGUAAUCUCUUCAACACAUUCCAAGGAAUGACUCAGUACACUUAUGACGGACAGAGUAACAGUACUCACUCUGAUAAGACUGUUAGAAAAAUGUGCCAAAUUAUGACUAAUACAUCGGAACCGGAUACAGUGAGGAGAGUUGAGAACUUGUUCUUGUGGUUUAACGUAAUGGAGCCUGCUGAUCCAGAUCAUCUCACAGUUAUGCCGAAUAGUUAUUGGGAUGUUAUCAAACAAGUUGGAAGCGGAGACCUGAAGGUUUUGGGUCCAGAUGGAGCUGCCGCUCGUGGAUGGAUGUGGCUGUGUUGUAACGAGAUUGGGUUCUUGCAAACCACUAACCAAGGAAAUAACGUUUUUGGAUCGGGAGUCACCUUAAACUUAUUCAUUGAUAUGUGCACUGACAUGUUCGGAGAUACCAUAAAAAUCAAGCAAAUUAUGGCAGGAAACAAAAAAUCUCAAAACUACUAUGGUGGUGCUGACUUCUACAAUGCAACCAACGUCGUUCUUCCGAAUGGCUCCCUCGACCCAUGGCAUGCAUUGGGAACCUACAAAACUGUUGAAAGUCAAGCUCUUCUCCCAUACCUUAUCAAUGGAACCGCCCAUUGUGGAGACAUGUAUCCUUCUUAUGACGGCGAGCCAAAUUCUCUUCCAGCGGCUCGCGCAUUUAUAAAGCAGCAUGUCAGAGAGUUUAUUAGAUACGAUCCAAAUGUUGAUGGACCAAAGACUAGUGCCGCCUCCAAUUCGUUAUUCGUAGUUAUUUCUCUUAUUGCUUUUAUCUUGUUCCAAUAA